Molecule: messenger RNA, 3372 nt
Organism: Lineus longissimus
Lineage: Eukaryota; Metazoa; Nemertea; Pilidiophora; Heteronemertea; Lineidae
Product: ubiquitin-conjugating enzyme E2 G1-like
Exons: 6
Coding region: 76-633 (185 amino acids)
Biological process (GO): protein polyubiquitination; ubiquitin-dependent protein catabolic process
Molecular function (GO): ubiquitin conjugating enzyme activity
Source: RefSeq, a predicted model, not a curated record
CGCAUGCGCAAAGAGGAGACUUAAGAAUAAUUUCUCCCGACAUUUUCGUGAAAUCAAGGCCAAAAUAUCAUUUUCAUGGCGGAUACCGACGCCAAAAGAUCGGAAUCCCGGUCUCAGUCCAGUCUAUUACUACGUCGGCAACUGAUGGAACUAAACAGCAAGCGUGACAGGGAAGGAGAAAACAGUUCCCCCACUUUAUUUUCCGCUGGAUUGGUCGACGAUUCUGAUAUCUACACAUGGGAAGUGCUCAUUAUUGGUCCACCUGAUACAAUCUAUGAAAAUGGUGUCUUUAAAGCAAUUCUGAAAUUUCCACACGACUAUCCACACCGACCUCCAGAGAUGAAAUUUACUACUAAGAUGUGGCAUCCAAACAUAAAAGAAAAUGGUGAUGUGUGUAUCUCAAUUCUUCAUGAACCCGGAGACGAUAAAUAUGGCUACGAAAAAGCAAAUGAACGCUGGAAUCCUUGUCAAACAGUUGAAACGAUAAUGUUGAGUGUUAUCUCCAUGUUGGCUGACCCUAAUGAUGAAUCGCCUGCCAAUGUGAAUGCAGCAGUACAGUUCAGGGAAGAUUAUCCAGGCUUUAAGAAACAAGUGUUAAAAACAGUGAGAAUAAGCCAAGAGGAUAUGGAAUAAAACAGAUUCUGCCAUGCGAUUCUUCCAGCCUUUAAUUCUCCACCCAUCAACAGACAACGCCACCUACAGGAAUCCGUGUGUGCACAGGCAUGAUUCAAGUGGAAGGACAGACUGUCGUGAUUCUAAAAACAACGUGUCAAAAACAAUGAUGGCAGAUUCUUUUCCGUUUUCUCCAUCAUGGCAAUGAAUGAAUGGUAUUGGAGGAUUAGUGACUGGGAGGAGCAUGGUGCAUCCACUACAAACUCUCAGAGAUAAUUCAUAGUCAUCAAAUAUUCAAAAGUUUAGGCAGGAUUGGAUGAAGGGAGUCCAGAAUGGACCAUCAGGAGCAUGGCACAACAGGACAUCAGUGACUUUCAGGAGCUUGGUACAAGUGGGCGUAUUUGAAACCCUAUUCCUGAUUCCUGGAGAACACGAGACUACAUGUAGUAGACAAUAGUGUGGAUUGUGAAUGAGAAAGUGCUUGUCAGUGACACUUGUCAUGUGCUCUGCUCGCAUGUUCUUCAUCUGCACCUCCAUACAUGUAAUGAUAAAAGCGCGGAGUGAAAAUCUUGCUCUCAAACACUCUCCUGUGUUGGUUCUUGGACAUUCGAAACCUCAUUCAUGUGCUGCAUCACUCACACCCUACGCACAACCUUGUUCGUGUGGACACACACUUUUGUAUUCGCAAAUGGCAACUUCUAGAAAACUUCCGUUCUCUGGUGACCCAAGAAUGGCAUUUCGAAUACGCCCAGCAUGAUGUUUUAGCGAUGUGCACUUCAAUAUCAUUUAUAGCCAAUAAUCAAUUAAAUGGUGUUUUCUUGGGAGUUUCGAUUUCAGUUAAAAGUUUCACACAAAAAUGGUUAUUGAUGCUGAAACAUUGAAUCUAAGAAGUUAAAAAAGUGAUGCAGAAUGAUUUUCUGUUCUUUAAAAUUGUAUAGAUGUUUCUGUGUUCUGGGAUCAGUCAGAACUUGCCUUAAUAAUAGGCAAAAACUUCAUUGCUAUGGUCAUAUUCUUGGAUUCAGUGUGAUGUAUAAAGCUUGAAAAUUUGUAAACAAUAACCAUACUCUGACACAGUCUUGAUAAUGGACUCUUCAUCAAAAUUAUUAACAUCUCUCUGUCAAGGUCAACAUCGCUCUAAUUUUAAGUCCAGAUAAUAGCUGAUGGCCUCCACAGUAAACAAUGAGUCAAACAUCUCUUCCUCCUGGUCAGUGUUACGCCGACUCGAAUUGCACUCAGAUUGUGCUGGUUUCGGUGCACUCAGAUUGUGCUGAUUUCGGUGCACUAGAUUGUUUUUUGUUGUCUUUGCCACAUUUCUUCCAAUGUUAGUUUUAAGUUUAGUUGAGAGCAUAACGAUGGAAUCCUGUGGAGCUGCAUUGGAAAUCUUCAUGUUUUCUUUAAUUCAAUAGUAAUGUCUCUUUUAUACUUCAAAAUUCUUUCCAAGGACGUUUAAGCUGUUCUUACAUGCGCUGAAUUGACUGCCACAGGAUUCCAAUGUUGUAUACAUAUGUGUUGACUGUGACCUGGUUAAGAAUUUGUAUACUUUUCAUGCAUUUCUGAUGUAAAUACGAUGUAAUCUAGUAUUUCAAGCUUGUCGAAUCAGUAUACUUUCCUUUCAUCUCCUCUUCACUUUCCCAGGAAUUUCGUGACAAUUUCCACUUAUUCCAGUCGAUUUCAGGUAUCGUAAGGAAAACUGGGUGCAGUGUGUUUGAAAUUGUUACCAAGUAUCUUGGAACAUUACUUGCCUCAUCAAUACCACUGUGCUCCUUCAUGUUAAACGUGAUAGACCUGUAUUGUAAGCCCUCUACUUGUGUGCAGUCGGACACAAAAUGUUGCGAGUAACUCUGAAAAGGCACAUUUCUUUGCAAGGACUUUCCUGUUCUAUACUCACUCUGACCAGGCGAGGCUUUUAGGGUUUUUGUUUUUUCCACUUUAUUUUUACUGAAGGAGAAAUCAACCUUCAUGAUCUGCUAUGCUUAAGGCAUCCUAUGCUCCUCGAAGUGGUUCCAUUAACCCCUUGCUGGGGUUCAUUUUCUCAAAAUUCCAAGGACAAAAUUUUUGAGGAUAAUGCUUCAGAAAAACAUCAAGAGUAAUCCCUUGGAUUUUGACAAAAAUGGACCCCUGCAAGGAGGAAUAACAUUGAACCACUUCAAUUGGUUCAAACGGUGCUUCAGGCAAAGCUGGUCAUAUUGAUUGGAAACAAGGUUUCAUGUCAAAUCAUUUCAUGUUAUUAUUUUGUUGUUAUUUUGGUUAAUCCUCAGGUACUUUAUUUCAUGCUAAUAGAAAAAAAAUUAAAUUGUUUAAUGAAUUAUUAACAAGCACUGACAUCAGAUGACGAUUUAAAGUAAGUGAAACAUGAACAUUUUAAUCCCCUGACGGCGGAUAAAUCAAUUGGUUGCACUAAAGCAGAUCUGUAUAAAGUAGUCAACAAAUUUGAAGUAGUUGUAGCGACUCUUGCCCCCUGCAACACUGCUUGCUUUUAUACAUAUUGCACGCAAUCCAAACGAAAACAUUGCCAGGGGUGGCACCUGAUACCAAUGUUUUUUCAUUCCACCAUCAACUCAUCAUCAUUGUUCAUCUCAUGUUAACUUGAACCAAACAUCCAUGCAUUCUCUAUAUGAUAUUCACUGGAUGUUUGAUGCAUGUCAGGGUGACCUCACUAUUAUUAAUGUGUUUAUUUCAUGUGCUGUCUCUAAUCUGCUUCUCAUUUCUGACUGGUCAUUAUAUUGUAAUAUAAAACGAUAAUAAAGAUGUUUCUAUGCA